Molecule: messenger RNA, 615 nt
Organism: Necator americanus (New World hookworm)
Lineage: Eukaryota; Metazoa; Nematoda; Chromadorea; Rhabditida; Ancylostomatidae
Exons: 6
Coding region: 1-615 (204 amino acids)
Biological process (GO): dephosphorylation
Molecular function (GO): alkaline phosphatase activity
Source: RefSeq, a predicted model, not a curated record
AUGGUAGUCCAGACAUUACUUUUACUGUACCUGCAAUUACUUCGCAUGUCGAAACCAUCUCAAGAAGAUCUUGGGCCUGAGGAUGUUGAGUUUUGGAAUCUCAUUGCAAAAGAGAAUAUUCAACGUAAAUUACAAAGAAAUCCACAUUUGCUCACAGCAAAGAGGCCAAAAAAUGUGAUUCUAUUUAUUGGUGACGGAAUGGGCAUCUCAACAGUGACCCUGGGGAGAAUCAAUAAGAACCAGAAGGCGGGCAAUAAAUACCUGAACAAACCACUGUAUUUCGAAACGUUUAGCGUAUCAGGACUAGUAAAAACGAGCUCUUUCUCCCAAUAUGUUACUGACUCGGCGGCAGGAGCAAUGGCACUUCUUAGUGGAAGAAAGGUGGAGUCAUUGAAAUUGGGCUUACUGCCAACUUCAACCGACAUUUGCACGAACUUUGAGGGCUCCCAUAUCACUGAUGGAAUUGCAGAAGAAGCUUUGAACUUAGGAAUGGAAGUCGGUUUCGUGACCACCACAAGAAUCACACAUGCGACUCCUGCUGCUCUCUACGCUAAGUUAUGUUCCUUUUUUCUAAGCAUGAAACGAACAUACACCUUCACUACAAAUGCUUACUGA